Molecule: messenger RNA, 306 nt
Organism: Mytilinidion resinicola
Lineage: Eukaryota; Fungi; Ascomycota; Dothideomycetes; Mytilinidiales; Mytilinidiaceae
Exons: 2
Coding region: 1-306 (101 amino acids)
Source: RefSeq, a predicted model, not a curated record
AUGACGAAACCGCCACCAACGGAGGAUGAAGAUGGUGUCAAUACCACGCCGGAGGACGAGACCAAUAGCACACCAGAGGAUGUCGACGAUGAAGGCGACAGAUUUAAGGAGGAAGUCGAAGCUGAUGAUGCCUGGGAGGCGGAGCCAGACAAGACACUAGAGGGGGAGGAAGCUUGUGAAAGUUCAGAAGAAGUCCCCGAAGGAUUGGGCCAGAUCUGUGUUGCAUCGUAUCCUCCACCCUGGGAGGAUGAAGAUGUGAUAGCAGACAGCGUUGGCGUCUCAGUCGCAGGCGUUGUCGUCUCGUAG